AUGUUGUCAGAAGUAGUACUAUGUUCGUCUUCAACGGAUUCUUUUGUAAAUGUACUAGACUUUCGUACCGGUACUUUACAUACUUCUUUUAAACAAAAUAAUUGUUUUAAGCAUGCGUUAGCUUUAAUACCAUAUUCCGGUCAAUGUAAUAGAAUUAGUUUAAUAAUUUCUGCUCAAGUGGAUAAACCUUUAUUGCAUGUAUAUUCAUUUCAAAAGGACCAGGUUCAUUUGAAAAUCAUAUGUCCUGAAAAAAUAGUUGCAUUAGCGGUAUCAAAUAGAGGAGUAUUUUGUGCUGGUGGAACCGACAAUGGAAAAAUUUAUAUUUGGGAGAUUUCUACGGGAAUAUUAUGCAAAGUAUUUGAUGCUCAUUAUAAAAGAAUUAGUGUAAUAAAAUUUUCUAAUGAUGAUUCUGUAUUAAUAUCCGGUAGUGAAGAUGCUGGUGUAAAUGUAUGGCUAUUAACUAAUUUGCUGGAUGAUUCAGUUGAUGAAUCACCUUCGCCUUAUUAUACAUGGUCAGAACAUUCAUUACCAAUAACUGAUAUUUGGUGUGGAAUAGGAAGUUUUAAUACAACAAGAGUGUUAACUUCUUCUCUGGAUCACACAUGUAAAUUAUGGGAUUUGGCAACAGGGUGUCUUUUAACUACAUUUAUAUUUCCCGCAGCAAUAACAUGUUUAAUAGCUGAUCCAGCCGAAAGAAUGUUUUUCGGUGGUGGUAAUGAUAAUUUAAUAUAUCAAAUAUAUUUAUAUACUAAACAAGAAAAUAGAGGAUACUCUAUGACUAAUAGUAGAGAAGAAGUAAUUGCUGUCGGUGGUACAGCUUCAAUUGUAGAUGUUUGUGAAAUAGCUUCUUCUAAAGAUAAUAGGAAAGGAAAUUUAUUCAAAGGACACAGUUCUUCAGUCACUUCACUUGCACUUUCAUAUGAUGCAACGUUACUGUUAUCGGGUUCACAAGAUGGAACAUUAAUAAUAUGGGAUAUAAUGAGUAAACAGAUGAUAAAAAAUUUCUCUCAUUACAAAGGUAUAUAG
Molecule: messenger RNA, 1026 nt
Organism: Rhizophagus irregularis DAOM 181602=DAOM 197198
Lineage: Eukaryota; Fungi; Glomeromycota; Glomeromycetes; Glomerales; Glomeraceae
Biological process (GO): rRNA processing; DNA-templated DNA replication
Cellular component (GO): nuclear pre-replicative complex
Molecular function (GO): protein binding
Source: RefSeq, a predicted model, not a curated record